This is a messenger RNA of Laccaria bicolor S238N-H82, 1440 nucleotides long. RefSeq lists its product as uncharacterized. The record is from RefSeq and is a predicted model, not a curated record. The transcript is spliced from 9 exons. Lineage: Eukaryota; Fungi; Basidiomycota; Agaricomycetes; Agaricales; Hydnangiaceae. Bases 1 to 1440 code for a protein of 479 amino acids. Gene Ontology annotation, biological process: transmembrane transport. Gene Ontology annotation, molecular function: transmembrane transporter activity.
AUGUGGAAGGUCGUAAAACGGAGGAAGUUCAUAUUGAAACUUUCGAAAGCUUUGCUCUCUUUUGGUGCACCAUCUCACAGAAUCGAGUCACAACUUUCCGCCGCGUCUGACAUUCUCGACGCUCAAGCUGAGUUUGUGCACUUGCCCAAUAUCAUUAUCGUUUCUAUUCGCAACGGAGAAACUCGUUCAACACGCACAUAUUUCAUACGAUCUCGAGGACGUAUCGCUCUUUCCUCUCUGCACAAAGUUCACCAGAUAUACCGUGACGUCCUGCAUGACAAGCUUGGAGCAGAAGCCGGAACCGACGCCCUCAGAAAUUUACUCCGAUCCCCUGCCAUAUAUUCUCUCGGUUGGAGAUGUUUUUUGGCGUUUCUAUGCGCGUCAAUUAUCUGUGGUCUGUCGUUCGGUGGCUCCCUCGUUGACAUGUGGGUUAGCGGCGCGUGUGCAUGCACCCUUCAAUACCUGGGACUAAAUGCUGCCAACAAAAGCUCGAUGUACGCUAAUGUUUACGAGAUUUCAGUUUCGAUCGUCGUGGCCUUCGUUGCUAGAGGCUUGAGCAACAUCCCAGGCAAUAUUUUUUGUUAUAGUGCAAUCUCAUCUGCUGGCGUUGUCGUGAUUCUGCCAGGAUUCACUGUGUUGAUCAGUGCUCUCGAACUUAUGUCGAAAAACAUUUUCUGUGGUUCCGUGCGGAUCGUCUAUGCGAUUAUUUACACGUUGUUUCUGGGAUUCGGGUUAACCAUCGGUUCAGACUUUUAUCUCGUGAUCGAUCGGCGUGCUCGUCGAGCAUACUAUCGUAGUUCUAUUCCAGAAAACCUCACCUAUACACAUGGUCAAUUUUUGAUGACGAACGGGACCAGUCCCUUCUCUUCGAUUACGGGUGUUUUGGGCCGGGGAAAUGCCAUACAUUUUGGUGAGCAUAUUAUCAAAGGUUGUAUACGUGAUCCAUUGUGGGGAUGGUGGAGGCAGCCAUUGCCAUGGUGGGCAUUGUUCUUUCUGGUCCCAAUUUACUCCGUAUGUUCGUCCCUAUCCAAUCUGCAGUAUUGGAGGAGCGUCCAACUCCCUGUCAUGGUCAUCUUCUCCUGCUUUGCCUAUGCUGCGAACAGGGCCGCGAGUCUCGUUUUGCCUGGCAGGACGGACAUUGUUUCUGCUGCUGGUGCCUUCGUUAUAGGCUCACUUGGAAAUGUUUAUUCUCGAGUCGUUCGCGGUACGGCUUUCACUUCCAUGGUAACCGGAGUUUUAUUUUUGGUGCCAUCCGGUAUUGCGCAGGGGGGUGGGGUUACUCAAACGUAUCACAAUUCGGCGGAACAAUAUUCGAGUGGAUUUUCGUUGGCGCUUCGGAUGAUUUCUGUCGCUGCAGGCGUUACUAUUGGCCUGUUCGUAAGUCAAGUUAUUGUAUACCUGUUUGGUUCUCGCAAAAACGCUGCUCACUUUGCUUUCUGA